UUUUCCCAAGAUUCAACAUCUGAUUUUCAUCCGACAUUAGGCUGUCUAUAAAUUGUUGCUGUCAGUCUAAGACUAUCAACAGUUUUGAAAAUAGUUUAGACACAAUUACAGUUUCCCUCGAGCUGCGUUAGUCGCUACGUGUUUUUGCCAAAAGAAAAGGAAAAACAAUUUUAAUCUAAAUCGAAAAAUUCUUUCACACUAAAAACCGUGUAAAAUGCGCGUCCUUUUCGUGUAUAGCUGUGCGCUACUCGCUGUCACCGCUAACGCCGCGUCCAGUUUCGGUUAUCACUAUGAACGCAAUAGCAACACCAACACCAACACACUUAGCAAUUCCAAUAGCCCCAGCUUAAACAGCAACGGCAUUCGCUCGAAGGACAACAACGCCGAAAGCUUCUUUAAUCCUGCGCCGAGCGGCAAUUCACUCCUCUUGCCGCAACACCAAACACUUCGACCACCACAACAACAACAAAAAACGGAGCAACAAUCUUAUAGUGGUGACAAGUAUCUACCACCCUCACAACCCACCGCCGAACCGAUCAUCACCAAACAAUUCUUUUUAGUCUCCGCACCCGAAGAUUCCGAAGAACAAACACGCAGCAAACACUUCGUUAUUGGUCGCCCGCAGAAGAAUUAUCGCGUCGUCUUUAUUAAGGCACCAUCCUCUGAGAAUGCUAACCUCAAAUUGACAGCCGAAUAUGCGCCGCAAGAGGAGAAGACUGUCAUUUAUGUUUUGAGCAAAAAGGAUAAUGACUUGAACAUUGGUGAGAUUGUCACACCAGCGCCAACACAACCGACCAAACCCGAAGUAUUCUUUAUCAAAUACAAAACACCGGAGGAGGCAAGCGCAGCGCAGAAGGAAAUUCAAGAACAAUAUGACAAUCUUGGCGGCACUUCUGAGUUCUCCGACGAGGGCGUAGCGCCCAUUAAAUCGGUCGUAGGCUCACUCGACGGCUUGGCGACCAAUGGCGGCUAUGAUUACCGGAAAGUGCAAAAUAGCGAUGAUUCGCCGAUUAAAAACUUCCUUCAACCAGCACGUUUCUAUUUCUAAAGCAUUAUGUUACAAAAACUAAAGUUUUAUUGUUUUUAAUACGCACAAACAGUUAUACAUAUACAC
Molecule: messenger RNA, 1114 nt
Organism: Bactrocera oleae (olive fruit fly)
Lineage: Eukaryota; Metazoa; Arthropoda; Insecta; Diptera; Tephritidae
Source: RefSeq, a predicted model, not a curated record